AAAUUUUGUGAAAACGCUUCUUUUUUCGAAUAAUGUGGGGAAAAAAUGUUUACUCGCAUAGGAAACUUUUUUCAAAGGGGUUAAACAGAGAAAAAGAAGUAGCUAAAUAAGUUCCUGGUGCAUAAAUUAGUUAAUAUACAAAUAGUUCUUUUAAUCUUUAAAUCUCUAAAUCUUGUUUUAAAACAUUAACACGAUUUUCUUUUCAUUUUUUUACAAGAUCGGACAUGUCCACUUAAAUCUUUUAAAAUGUUGACUAUAUAAUAGAAAGGUAUUGAGUCGGUUUGUGUACACACGGCCGACGUUAACAGUAUGGUUGGUUAUUAAUAUAAGUCGAUUUUUAAUCAAUAAAGUUUUAAAAUCAAUAGGUUAUACAAAUAUUGUAUACUUUACUGUGUUAAAAUAUAUUCUAAAUAUAUUCUAAAUUUCUAAAUCAGGAAAUAUAAUAUAUAUGUUUAUAUUAAACAUGAGCUAAUGUGGAUCUUAUAUAAUUUUAACGGUUUAAUCCAAUAGACAAGCGAUGGAGAUGGUACGGCGGCGGAGGCUGGGGGCGGCACCAGACGCCGCAGGGGAGGACGGUGAUUUUGUACAACUUAGACUAGUUAGAGAGAGAAGAAAAAAAGAAAGACAAGCGACAGGGAAGCCGGCUGAAGAAUUCACUAACGACAACGGAGCAGUUCGAGCAGAAACGGCUUUAGUUUAUAAAAAUGAGCCAAAGAGCCGCCCAAGCACAGCUGUUCGGAUCCGAGCCGCCCAAGACUUGAGGGAGGAAAUGUUCAAGGCUGUUGAUUCUUCGGACAAACAUCAGUUACAGACACUUUUCCAAAAGGUUGGUAAAUUUGGCAGAGUAAGUGAGAUUCGGGAUCCUAUUACAGACGAGAAUGUGUUACACUAUGCAUUGUCUCGUGACAAGAAGGACAUUGUUACAUUUUUGAUAGCCCUGGAAGAUGUUGAUCUGUUGAUUUCAUACCAUGGCGUACAACGGUCGGGUAUGCACGGAAGAAAUAACGCUCUGCAUACACUUACUGAAAGGCAUGACACUGAAAUGGCAAAGUUCCUUCUGGCAAAAAUGCCAUCGAAAGAAAAACGUCUUGAACUUAUGAAGCUCGAAACCGCAGUUGAUAUACAAGGUCAAAGACCAAGGUUAUUUUCCUGUCUUCAUUUAGCAGCUUAUUACGGUCAUACAGAUUUAGUGGCUCUAUAUCUUGACCAAGGUAUGGAUGUUAAUCAUUUAAAUGGAAAGAAAGACACGCCGUUGCUAUGGGCAGCAAGAUGGGGCCAUGAUGAGACAGUUAAUCUGCUGUUAGACAGACAUGCUGACCCAGAGGUGAACAAUGACAAAAGCUCAACGGCUUUGUACUGGGCGAUCCGGUAUGAAUUUCCAAAAACGGUUAGUUUAUUAUUGAACAAGGGCAAAGCAAAUCCAAACACAAAACGAAAACUUGGCCUAAUAGCUCCGAUAGUAAUUGCUGCAGCAUACGGGAACGUUGAGAUAAUGUCGCUACUAUUACAGCAUCCAGAUAUAAACAUGAAUGUUACAGUUCCUGGUGGAGAGACGCCGAUGCAUCACGCUGCAAAAGAAGGUUGUCCGGCAAUCAUAGAAAUGCUUAUAAAACGUGGAGCAUUGUUUGAUGAACAGGACGAAAUCGGUGACACGCCACUUCUUCUCGCUGCAAAAAGCGGUCACGUUGAUAUUGUACAAGAGCUUAUACGAAAAGGUGCAAAUGUAAAACACAGGAACCACGAAGGUCAUGACGCUUGGUACUUUGCUAUGGAAAAUGAAGACAAUGCUUUACUUGAGACGCUAGUAAUAGCCACGAGAGAUCACGAGAUUUCCUGGAGACAGCCGCUCUGCAUAGCAGCUAACAGUGGUAGAUGUGACAAAUUUCAAUUUCUUCUGAAGAUGAACAUAGACCCAAUGAAAGCCGAUGCUGACGGCAACACAUUUCUACAUCAUGCCGCCAUGUCAAACCAGAGCGAGAUCAUUGACAAGUUCCAUGAAAUAAUAUCGUUAAAUACUCAAAACAAUAGAGGAAAUACACCAUUGCACAUUGCUUGCUUCCGUGGAAACACAAAAACAAUAGAAAGUCUUAUUGCGUGUAAGGCAAAAGCAGAUGUAAAGAACAAAAAGGGAGAAACAGCACUACACGUUGCAGCAUACUCCAAACAUAUUACAGCUGAAAUUGUGAGAAAGCUUGUGGAUUAUACGAUUAAAACACACGCAUGGGAAAGUUUAAAUGCAAAAGAUUUUGAAGGCAAUAACGCUUUACAUAUUGCCGGAAAGUUUGCGAGACCAGAGGUCUUAUGGGAAUUCAGAUUCGUGCCAUUUAAAGAUAAAGAUAAAGAUGGUCUGCUUCCCCUUCACGAGGCAGUAAGACCUGGCCAACCGGAAGCGCUUGAAAUUAUGCUGGAUAUAUUCGAAAGUAUGCAACGAGAUGCCAGAAUAAACGAACAAAGCCGAAAGAACAGUGAAACUGUUCUUCAUCUAGCUGCAGACGAAGGCCACGCGUCUGCUGUAAAACGAUUGAUCUCCCUUGGUGCGGAUGUUGCUAUGAAAGAUAUCAACGGUAAUACUGUUCUGCAUAGAUUGACCAAGCACUGCGCUAAUGACACUCGUUAUGUUACACGCCAUCUUGAAGUGAUUGAUACAAUUCUAGAAAAUGUUGUGAAGUGGUGGUGUAUUAGAAAUAAUGUCCCUUUCCCGGAGGAGGAAAAUCAGGAUGUUUUAAUGAAUCAUCGACGAGAGGCCAUUCUUUUCUUGAUAAAUGAUAUCAUCAAUAAUGAAGGUCUUUCUGUCCUUGACCAAGCGUUCAAAUCGGGUGUUCCUGAAGUGCUUUCGAAACUUUUGAUGCUAGACGGCGUUACUAUGUUUGAACGGCCUGAUAAGCAUGGGUUUAAUUUUGAUAUUACAUCUUUGACACCGAAGAGCAACGAUUCAAUGCAAGGCUGUUGUAGCGGCGGACGUGUGUCACCUUUAUCAGAGAAAGAUAUAAUAAGUAAAACACACAAUACAGAAUUUGAGGGUAUAUCUGGCAUAGAAUGGCUUAUCAACUAUACGGAUAAAGCCCGAGCGGCAGAAAUUUUAGACCUUCCACCUAUUCGGCUUAUUGAGCAGUACUAUAGAUCUAUGGUAACUUGGACAUUUGCGGCUCUUAUGUUCUUCCAUAUAAUUUACAUGUCUAUAUUUACAUACGUCGGUGUAGAUCUGUUGAAGAAAUUACGGAAAGAUGAAAGUGCCAUCAAUUCCUCCGAUUCGGAGACAGUUCUAAUGUACAUAGUUGUGCCCAUUGAGCCUGCAAUCAUCUUGAUUUACGUUCUGUACACACUUAUUAGAUACUGCAUUACAGGAGAUUUAGGCCGUAAAUCGAGAAUGAGCAGGAAGGAGGGCAUACGUCAAGUGGUGUCAAUCAUUGCAUCUUACUUAUUCUUCGCAGUGUGUAUUGUUUUUGCAUUACUUGUGUUUGCAUGGAUUGGACUAUUUACAGAAAGGUAUAAAUAUCAGGACUAUUUUCUUUCGGCGGCGUUAUGCAUUGGCUGGUUACUGACAAUAUCAUUUACACGUGGAAUUCGUGCGAUUCAUUAUUUCUACAGAAUGUUGAUCAGCAUGAUAUUCAGGGAUGUUUCACGCUUUAUGAUUGUCUAUCUUUUUGUAAUUCUUGCCUUCGGAUUUGCCUUCCACGUGCUGUUUCAAAUAUCGACUGCUAUAUCAGACGACUACCCACAUCCGGGCGAUACGUUAUUUUUAACGUUCAAUAUGAUGAUAGGAAUGGGAGAACUAUUUGACGACAACUUCGAAACAAACAUGGCGGCUGCUGGACGGACAACCGUAUACAGUAAAGUUUUAUAUCUGGUUUAUAUAAUCCUUGGAACCAUUGUUCUCCUCAAUCUACUCAUAGCCAUGAUGAACGAUUCGUAUUCCAUGAUCUUAAAAGAAAACCAAAUCACGUGGAGGAUUGAAUCUGUGAGUCUAGGGGUGGAUAUUGAAUCAAGCUUUCCUGCAAGCCAACUCUUUUCGAGAGUUAAGAUCACUAGAGGAGAAUUAGGACCUAAAGCAACCAAUAUACCAUCGGAACGUUGGUAUGUUAGCAUGCACGAAACAUUAUUUGAUCAAUUCAUGCGGGAAAGUGACAGGAAAUACUCAACUUCAACAGACGCUGUGACAAAGCGCUUGGAAGACAUUGAUACAAGAGUAGCGGAAGUAGAGCGUCAAACAAACGACAAAUUACAACAUAUAUCUAACCUUUUAGAACAGAUACGAGACCGGAAUAAACCGGUUAAAGAAACGGACAGAUGAUCACUAAAACAUGUGCCAAUGCAAGGAUGUACCGUUGCAGACGACAGAUAUUUACGACUGAUAUUUUGAUUAUUCUUUUAUUCUUGGAUCUGAUUCGGCAAAUAUUAUUAUUAUUAUUAUUUAUCAUUAUUAUUAUUUUUAUUAUUAUUAUUACAUGUAUUAUUAUUAUUAUUAUUAUUAUUAUUAUUAUUCCAUUCAUAUUUCUUAUUUUUUCUAUGAUGAUAUUAUAAUGUUAGGGACAGAAAUUUACUUGACGAUAGGCAGAACCUGAUACGCUCCAUUUAAUAUGUAUAUCAACAUUACUUAAACAGGCAAAUUUCUGUUUUAGAAUGGGAAAAUUGAGCGCAGGAAACCUGAACACACGCUUUUGAUCCAUUCGCGUUUUCUUCCAGCAUGUCAUAUGUUGUUAAAUUUGCGAACCGAAAGAUAACGUGUAGAUCUACUAAUGAUUUGGAUAUGCAUUCAUAAAGAUGGUAAAAUGAUUUAAAGCAAUCUAAUAGCGAUUUUUGCCAUUUCUUUCUGCUCAAUGUAACAUUAUUAUAAGAAUGUUGAAUUUAUAUGUCCUCGUACGAUUUUGUAUGACAAAAACAACAAAGAUAUAUUUAUAUUAAGCAAAUCUUACAGUCAUGGCGAGUUUAUUCAGAUUUUAUUUUAGUUUGAUUAUGAUGGAAGCUAUAGGCUUAUAGACACUCUUCUUAUCCUAGAACCAACAACCAGUACUGAACAAUCAGUGUAAAGUUUCUUGCUCAAGGAAACAACGACUUGUCCUUGACGGGAUUUGAACCUAUGCAGCCAGCGAUCAUUACUUACAUUAGAUUACUAGUUCCACGCGUUAACCAAUCAGCCAUGCCGUCACUUCAUGGCGUAUUUGAGUGAAAUUUUAUUUAAGUACAUGUUCUCAUUGUGAUUUACAAAUCUACAUUUUUUUAAUGUCAGGUUACCCAUUUUGUCUCCCUUUUUCAUGUUAAUUCAUAAUUUCACGACAUAAUACAUAAAAAUAUAUAACAUUGUAAUUGUAGAAUAUAAAACUUGCUCAAAUUGAGUCAGCAGAACAGCGGUGUCAUUUGUACUCAUCUUUUCCCUUUUUAUGAGUAAUUGUGAUAAAUUACAUUAUUUUUGUACAAAGCAAAUUAAAUUCUUUAUCUUUUUAUAUAACUGACCCUUAGAUUUUUAAUGCAAUUAACCUAUCGAAUUGCAAAAGAAAAUAUUUUUAAAAAAAGUUAAGGAGUUAGUUUCUCACGUGUAUUAAAAUGUUGUGUUUAUGCAACUUGAAACAUAUAUGUACACUGAAUUUAUGUUAAUUUUCAAAUAACAUUUAGGGGCGUCCGUGACCGAGUGGUUUAGGUCGUUGACUUCAAACCACUUGCCCCUCACCGAUGUUGGUUCGAAUCCCAACAGGGACUUUGGAUUCUUUCAGGUGAGGAAGCUGUCCAUGUAGCUGACGGAACGUCGGUGGUUCUUUUCAUGUGCCCCUUUGUGCCUGAAAUAAUGCACGGAAGGGCUACUAAGGUCUUCCUGCACCGGUAAAGCUGGAAUUUUGUCAUAUAACCUGAACUGUUGCUAAAACACAAAAAGGGUCAGGAAUCUCACAAGAAAAAAUAUAUUUAUGUCAUUUUAUACGAGUUAUUUGCACGUGGUAAAGGGCGAAACUAUUCUGUAUAACAAAGUAUCUAUUUUUACGCCACAUAUUGCAAUUUUUUACACAUUGUUAUACGAAAUAUUUUUAUACGACUAUUAUUUAAUUUAUUUAAUUUAUUAUAUAGCAUUUACAAUUGUUAUUAAUAUUUAUUAAAUAAAUCUAACAAUAUGCAA
This is a messenger RNA of Ruditapes philippinarum (Manila clam), 6103 nucleotides long. RefSeq names its product transient receptor potential cation channel subfamily A member 1-like. The record is from RefSeq and is a predicted model, not a curated record. Gene Ontology annotation, biological process: monoatomic ion transport; transmembrane transport. Gene Ontology annotation, cellular component: membrane. Lineage: Eukaryota; Metazoa; Mollusca; Bivalvia; Venerida; Veneridae. The transcript is spliced from 5 exons. Gene Ontology annotation, molecular function: monoatomic ion channel activity; protein binding. Bases 518 to 4291 code for a protein of 1257 amino acids.